AUGCUUAGCCUAAUUGGUUAUCCCGAGUUCAUCUAUAAUGAUGCUGAACUCGAUAAAUUUUAUAGCGAAUUGAACAUUUAUGCAAAUGAUUCUUAUAUAACAAUGAAUGGGAAAAUAUUACAAUGGACACAAGACAAGAAUUUUCGAAAAUUGUUGGAGCCUACGGAUAGAGCGGAAUUCGUAAUUUCUUCUUCAGUUGUCAAUGCAUUUUAUACGCAAACUGCAAAUACAAUCAGUAUCUUUUCCUUUAUCUGA
Molecule: messenger RNA, 255 nt
Organism: Dracunculus medinensis (Guinea worm)
Lineage: Eukaryota; Metazoa; Nematoda; Chromadorea; Rhabditida; Dracunculidae
Source: the annotation of a GenBank genome assembly